Messenger RNA from Solanum verrucosum, 341 nucleotides. RefSeq lists its product as uncharacterized. The record is from RefSeq and is a predicted model, not a curated record. NCBI's taxonomy places the organism in Eukaryota, Viridiplantae, Streptophyta, Magnoliopsida, Solanales, Solanaceae. Bases 102 to 287 code for a protein of 61 amino acids. The transcript has 3 exons.
CUAAAACCCCAGAACUGUUCGUGCAGACUCUGCAGAGAGAAGCAAAAAUUUGAUCUUGCCGGAGAAGAAAGAAGACAUUCACAUUAAUUCGAUAAGUAAAUAUGCAGAAGGGCUUCACUCUCCUUCAGACAAUUGCAAUUUCAGGUGUAUUUUCUGCUGUUUCUGGCUGGUAUGGGUUCAUGUUUGGGAGAGAAUCUGCUCGGAAGGAGCUUGGAGGUUUGAUUGAAGAUCUUCGAAAUUCAAAUUCUGACUCCGUUUCACCUACCCCUUCUCACUCUCAAGAGUAGCAGGUGCUAAGGAAAAGUAAGAUGAUGCGACUUUGGACGAUAGUAGAGAAUGAU